AUGAUCAGAACCACUUUUAAAUUCGAAUCCUCAAUUUCAAUCACAAACCCGCACACAGACAUAGGAUGGCAGAGACUAGACAUGUCUGUCGGCCAGACCUUGCGGAAUUCUCGCCCGGAGCACACGUCGUCGUCCCGUAAAGUUAAGUAGAAGGACUAAGGCAAAUAGCCACUUCGCGUAGUUUGUUGGAGGCGAAGAGUUCAGUAGUUUGGGUUUAGUAAAUUACAGUUGCAUCCAAUUGGCAUACGUACAGUUGUUUUAUUGCGUCUUUCCGCUUAUCCUCUUCCGUCUAAACUCGCUUGCCUCUGUAAUUUGAGAUUUUUGACCGUAAUGUGCAUAAUAAACUCCCAGUUUUUUUCUGGGAUGCUUUGUGAGCUGAAAGUUUACGCGGUAGGUAAUUAAAAAGAAGAGAGCGAAGACGCGACUGCCACAUCGCAACGCGUGUGGGAUACGAACGGAUGGAAAUGCAUUCUCUCGUGUUUGCCUUCAAUAUAUUGGCUACCGUGGUGUGGUGUGCUCCGCCACGUUGCGAACCAAUAGACGAAAUUCUAGGAAGAUGCAAGUCCCGGGGGCACUUUCAGGAACAACCGGAGUGCGCGGAGCUGGAGCUGGGCUACUGCGACGACAUGCCGUACGACUACACCGUCUUUCCCAACAUCCUGGAGCACCGGAGCCGGGAGGAGGCGGAGGCGGGGCCGGAGUACCUGCUGCUGAGCGUGGUGCACUCGCUGCUGAAGGGGGAGUGCUCGCCGGACAUCCGCAUGCUGGGCUGCUCGGUGCUGGCGCCGCGCUGCGAGGGCGGCGCCGUGGUCAAGCCCUGCCGCCGCUCCUGCGAGGAGGUGAGGAGGACCUGCGCCCACGCCUUCGAGGGCAUCGAGAUGGCCUGGCCCUACUUCCUGGACUGCGACCGCUUCUUCGUCAGCGACGAGGAGGGCUGCUACGACCCGCUGGCCAUGCUCAGAGAAAGGCAAGAGGUCGCCCUGGCCAGAUUCUCCCCUGAGGAGCCCUCCACCAUCAUCCAGUUCACCUACCAAUCGAACGCGCAGAUGAUCAACGUGCUGAAGAAGACCGCGGCGAAGUGCUCCCACAUCUCCAGGACGUACAGCAUCGGCCGCAGCGUGGAGGGCAAGGACCUCCUGGUGAUCGAGUUCUCAGAUAACCCCGGCCAACACGACCUCUUGGAGCCGGAAGUGAAGCUGAUUGCCAACAUGCACGGGAACGAGGUGCUGGGCAGGCAGCUGCUGAUCUACCUGGCGCAGUACCUGUGCUCGGAGUACGAGCUGGGCAGCACGCGCAUCCAGACGCUCAUCAACAGCACGCGUGUCCACAUCCUCACCUCCUUGAACCCCGACGGCUACGAGCGCGCCGCGGCUGAGGUAGAGGAUAACCCUGAACCGGAAAACCAGGAAGGUCCCGUGUACAACGGGUGGACCAGCGGCCGCGCCAACGCCCAGAACCUCGACCUGAACCGGAACUUUCCGGACCUGACCUCCAUCGCUUACAGCCGACGCAGGAACAAGCGCUACCGCACCGACCACAUCCCCAUCCCAGACUCUUACUGGUAUGGUAAGGUAGCCCCCGAAACGUACGCGGUGAUGAAGUGGAUAAGGUCCAUCCCCUUCGUCCAGUCGGCCAGCCUGCACGGAGGGGAACUUGUGGUCUCCUAUCCAUACGAUUUCUCCAAACAUCCGCUAGAAGAGAAGAUGUUUUCUCCUACUCCUGAUGAACAGAUGUUUAAGCAGCUGGCCCGGACCUACGCCGACGCGCACGCCACCAUGUCCGACAACAACACCAACCGCUGCGGCGGCUCCUUCGCCAAGAAAGGGGGCAUCGUCAACGGCGCCCUGUGGUACAGCUUCGCGGGAGGCAUGUCUGACUUCAACUACCUGCACACCAACUGCUUCGAGAUCACCGUGGAGCUGGGCUGCGACAAGUUCCCCGCCGAGGAGGAGCUGUACACCGAGUGGAAGAACAACAAGGAGGCCCUGCUCUCCUUCAUGGAGUCGGUACAUCGAGGGAUCAAGGGCGUGGUGAAGGACGAAGACGGCAACGGGAUCAAAGAUGCCAGGAUAUCUGUUAGAGGGAUCCGGCACGACGUCAGGACAGCCGAAGACGGGGACUACUGGAGGCUGCUGAACUCGGGCGUGCACGUCCUCACCGCCUCCGCGCCGGGCUACUCCAGGGUGAUGAAGAAGGUCUUCCUCCCCGCGCGGAUGCAGAAGGCUGGCCGUGUGGACUUCGUGCUGAAGAAGGCCGUCCUGGAGCCCGGCGACCCCGACUUCCUGUACGCGGUCACCUACGACCGCUUCGACCCCUUCAACCAGCUGGAGCGCUACUCCCUGGGCGAGCAUGUGGGCGGCGGGGAGACCCGGCAGGAGAAGCCCUGGUGGUGGGGCUACUUCACCCAGUUCGGAGCAUCAGCCCCCACCUGGCUCCUGAGGAACUAACAGCACACCCCAAACCUCCUCCCCCCCCCCCGCCCACACCCCAAACCUGCCUGUUUUUACACACACCUCAUUUUACACAGCUGUAUGUGUUACUGAAGCUAUUCAGAUUAAGUACCUCAACAGCACAACAGCAGCAGCAGCCCAGCUGGGAAUCAACCCCACAACCAUGGCGUUGUGGGGUCAGAUCCCUAACCAUUAUACUGCACCGGCACCAUUAGGUCUAUCCCUGAAUCCAGGUAGAGCAGAUGAAAUUGCAUAGAUGUGAUCUCUUUCCUUUUCUUUUACAGCAUUACUGCUCAAAUGCAGCUGUGUAAAUGACAGCUUUAUGAAUAUGGUAUAUUUCCAUAAGGUGAUUCUUGGUAUUUUUACUGAAAUUCAUGCAGGGUAGUGUCGGCUUAUCUCUGGCCAGCGAUGACUGGGUAUGUUGUCUGCAGUUUUUUUUAUUAUUGCUUUGUUUUUUACUUGGAUAACUGCCAGGUAGACUCAGUUGGGUGCUCUGUGACACUAGAUAUUGUCAUUUUGUAAUCCACCGUUUUCACUCAUGGAGACAAAGAUUCAAGUUUUGUACUGACAGGCUUUGGAUAAUAUUCACAUUGUAUGACCAGUUAGUUCACGUUCUGAUAUUUGCAGUGUCUUUCGCUUGAUGUUUUAAUACAAAAACCAAAGUAUUAUAUGAGGCAAUAAAUAAAAAAAUAAAAAAGUUUUAACAUGAUGCCAUGACAUGACAUGACACAUGGCGAGAAAAUAAUUGUUGAUGCACUGUAGAAGACUGAAAAAAUGCCUUUUUGUACCACUUUUUUUCAAAAUAUAAAUUAAAAUAUGUAUCCUU
This is a messenger RNA of Anguilla rostrata (American eel), 3276 nucleotides long. RefSeq names its product carboxypeptidase Z-like. The record is from RefSeq and is a predicted model, not a curated record. Gene Ontology annotation, biological process: peptide metabolic process; protein processing. The transcript is spliced from 11 exons. Bases 459 to 2447 code for a protein of 662 amino acids. Gene Ontology annotation, molecular function: metallocarboxypeptidase activity; zinc ion binding; protein binding. Lineage: Eukaryota; Metazoa; Chordata; Actinopteri; Anguilliformes; Anguillidae.